AUCCAUUAUCAAAAUUCGAAACCCAAAAGUUCCAUUAAGUGGCAAGCAAGCAAAGCUAGUAUUCUCAAGUCAAGAAACCCAAAAAAUGGUUCCCUUAUCGCCACCGCUUUCCACGGCGGAGCACGGCGGAGAAGCUGAGUUCUUCGCCUUGCACGGGGAUAUAAUCGAAUCCCAUAUCUUGACUCGUCUGGAUGGCCCCACACUCGCCUCAACGAGCGCUGUUUCUUCCGCUCUUCGCCGCUUUUGCUCGGAGGCUCAGCUGUGGACUGACAUCUGCCGCUCAGCUUGGCCGUCCACCGCCGCUGAUCCCCGUGUUCGCGCCGUCGUCUCCGGUUUCCCCAACGGCGGCCCCCGGGCGUUUUUCGCCCACUCCUUCGCGAUUCCGGAUUCGGGGCGUUCGCGUUCCUACUCGAAGCCCUCCAUGCCGGCGCCGGAGGAGUUGAUAUCCGCCGUCGACGUGCGCUACAAAGGCAGGCUGAUAUUCACCAAGGCCCAGGAGACGGAAACCGUCACCGCCUGGUUCCGGUGUUCGCCGUUCAGGAUUGACCUGCUCGACCCAAAGGACGUCGUCCCCACGCCCAUCAGCCACCCCGACGGAGACGGCGCGUGCGCCGCUUUCUCCGACGACAUGACGCUAAGCUGGAUACUGAUCGACCCGAACGGCCGCCGCGCCGUAAACCUGUCAUCCCAUAAACCCGUUUCCGUCCACCGACACUGGCUGAGCGGCGAAGUUCAGGCGAAAUUUGCGUCAAUUCUGGCCGUCGAUCAUCGCCGGAGUCACGUGCAGUGCGCGAUCGUGGUCACGUGCGGUGCGUCGGAGGGCGGUGAGAUGCAAGUGAGAGAAGUGAGCAUGCAGAUGGAGGACAUGGAGGGAACUCACCUAAACGGAAAGGACAGUUUGGUAAUUCUGCAACGGGCAUUGGAGGGCAAAAAGGGAAAUGGAAGUAGAAGGGUAGAAGAGGGAAAAAGGAGAUACGCAGAGUUUUUGGAAAUGAAGAGAGAAAAGCAAGAGAGAAAAUUGAGGAUAGAAGGGGUAUUGGAUAUUUUGUGCGUGGCAUUUGGGGUAUCUGCUUUUCUUGUAUUUUCUUACUUCCUUUUAUGCUAGACUAGUAUUUGCACUUGUGCGAUGCACGGAGUGGAUUUGUUGUAAUAUAUUAA
Messenger RNA from Ipomoea nil (Japanese morning glory), 1158 nucleotides. Its product is annotated as probable F-box protein At1g60180. The record is from RefSeq and is a predicted model, not a curated record. The coding region runs from base 86 to 1105 and encodes 339 amino acids. The transcript has a single exon. Lineage: Eukaryota; Viridiplantae; Streptophyta; Magnoliopsida; Solanales; Convolvulaceae. Gene Ontology annotation, molecular function: protein binding.